AUGCACAUCACCAUCCUCACCCUGCUAGCAGCAGGAACAAGCGCCCAAUUCGUGAAAUCCUUCGUGCCACAAGUUGCACACGCCUACGGUCUCGAAGAAUCAGGCGAAUGGCACAAAAUCGACGACAACAACAACAUAAACCAGCACCCAGCAACCUCCCCGCCCACAGCAACCCCAUCCACCAUGAUGCCCAUGGCCAAACCAUCCAUCCAACCGAUAGCCUCAAGCUUCCCUUACGCUUCAGGCAUGUUUGACCCUUCGAGCUCUGCGGCUCCCAGCUACAGUCCCAGCUACGGCUACGCCCAUGGCCACCACGACGGCACUCCCUCUUCCGAUCACUACUACGUGGCAAGCACCACGCCAACCCACCGCCCCAGCCACGCUCUACACCUGCACCAAGCUCCUUACCCCCCUGCGAGUCCCAUGUCAGCUGGUCACGGACCCGCCGUUGCUCCGGAUGGACAUAUCGGUGUUCCGGCCGGUGGUAUGGGCGUUCCUCCUUCCGCUCAGGCUCCGGAGCCAUUGAAUGCGGCCCCGAAAGAUUCGGAGUGGGAGUCGGAAUCGAGGUUUGAGCAGAUGACUAACCCUAAUGCUGGCGAGCAGAGUGAUAUCGCUCCAGUUGCCCCUCUGGCUCCGGGUACCAAUGUUGCGCCGGUGCAGGUGCAUGAUAAGUUUGGCGCUGAUAAGGGCAGUUCUUUCUGUCUUGGUCAGUGCUUUGCUUCGGCUGAGGAGGCACAGUGUGGUCCGCCUUAUGGCUCGGCGGUUCUCCAGUCUGAGGGCUGUUAUACUUGCUGCUUUUCUCCUAAUGAGGACUUCUAA
Messenger RNA from Penicillium waksmanii, 819 nucleotides. RefSeq lists its product as uncharacterized. The record is from RefSeq and is a predicted model, not a curated record. The transcript has 2 exons. NCBI's taxonomy places the organism in Eukaryota, Fungi, Ascomycota, Eurotiomycetes, Eurotiales, Aspergillaceae. The coding region runs from base 1 to 819 and encodes 272 amino acids.